AAUACUGCCCUAAGUUAAUCUUAAGUGUCAUUAAUCCUUUUUAUUUUUGAAUUUUACGUUCCCGCAAAACAAACAGAUGUAUUUGAACUUCAAACUAGAUAAGGUCAUUCUUUGUCCACUCAUUGGACAGUAGUUUUUUCUGUUCAUCUUAACAUCUGUCAAAAGCAUCUGUAUCACGGAGCUGUGAAAGCAUCUGUUGCUCAGAAAGGCCUGACAUGGAGCAAACAUUUCUACGAAGCGCUAUAUCUGAGGUCCUGCCUGACCUUUCUGAGGCAUGUGAGGACAUUCUAGAAGAGCACUUACAAUCCCUUGGGGUUGAGACAUCUGAUGACUUCCAGUUCAUCGAGGAAGGAGAUUUGCUGUCAGCGUUGAGGCCCAUUCAGGCCAGAAAACUACUUGCUGCUUGGAAGCUAAGAUGCCUGACUCCUGAAACAAGCAGCUCAUCUGCUGUUGCGUCACCAAGAUCUCCCAUAUCAUUGGAGUCUAAUUCACCCAGAAAUUCAUCUUCAACCUCUGACAACUGCCAAAGUCGUGAUGUAGACUGGGUGGAUACCUUCAUGGUACCUUGGGAUAAGUUCCCAGAGGAACUUUUGCAGUCGUUGGAGAGAGGGAAACGACCAAAUCCACGAAUGAGGCGCGAGAUGGUCCGAAUCGUGGUCUCUGUGAUGAUGCAAAAAAGGUCUUCCAUAAAUAAAAGGAGUGCUACCGAAGUUGCAAAAAAGAUGGUAGCAAAAUAUCCCAAAUCUUUGCAAGACAUAAUAGAGGGAGACGUGAUUGGUGCAGCGUACCAUUCUCUAGUCAAACAGCUUCAGAAUAGGAUCGAGAAUGUGAGGCUAUCCUCAACUCCAAAAAUAAGAAAAAGAAAGCAUCACUCUGGUUCUGACACAGACAAAGUCCCUCCUGAGAAGAGAGCAGCAGUCCAGGACACCUAUGGGUGCGUUAACUGGAAUGUGAAAUUCCUGCCCAUUGGAGAGACCCCAGAGAGCCAGCAAGAACAUCAAGAAAAGCUGAAGAUUAUGUUUCAGCAAACUGAUGUUAAUCCAGUUGAGGUCAAACGCCUGAUGAAGUUGACCUUUUACACACAACGUAAAAAAAUCAACCAGGGGCAGAAUAUCAAGAACCUCCUUGAAGAGUGGCCAUUUUUGUUUGAGGAGCAUGGCAUGGCAGUUCACUUUCAGGAACUAACUGGAGUUAGGCUGAAAGAAGUUUUCACACGUAAUCUGCAGGAAAAGGGGAAAAGGCUCCUCAAUUACAUGAACACAGUUUGUGUGAACAAGAGCAGAAAAUUCCAACAGGCUGUAACAAAGUAUCAAGUGAUGAGGGGAGAGGUGAGUGGUUGCUCUGAAGAUCUCAAAGACAUGCUGUUGCUUCUGCUGUCCUACUUUGAUGAGAAGGAAGAUGCCAUGAUCUGUUACGUGGAGGACACAUGCCUGGCAGGGGAAGCCCAGAUGGACCAAGUUCCCUUGACUCCCACCAUUGUUGUGUGCGAAAUCAAGCAAACUCUGAAGACCUCGUAUAACAAUAUGCUGACUUACAUCCCAUGUCUUCGGGAACUUGGAGUCAUCGUCGCACAGAUAAUGAGGAAGAGCGCGAAGAACAACUGAACGUCUUCCAUGGAUGUCAACUUGUUCCUUAAAUGAGAGAAAAUAAUCUUGCUUCAUUCUGGAUGAUAAACAA
Molecule: messenger RNA, 1677 nt
Organism: Acanthopagrus latus (yellowfin seabream)
Lineage: Eukaryota; Metazoa; Chordata; Actinopteri; Spariformes; Sparidae
Exons: 4
Coding region: 216-1604 (462 amino acids)
Source: RefSeq, a predicted model, not a curated record